This is a messenger RNA of Protopterus annectens (West African lungfish), 4782 nucleotides long. RefSeq names its product NDC80 kinetochore complex component (gene NDC80). Gene Ontology annotation, cellular component: Ndc80 complex. The coding region runs from base 13 to 1725 and encodes 570 amino acids. Lineage: Eukaryota; Metazoa; Chordata; Ceratodontiformes; Protopteridae. The record is from RefSeq and is a predicted model, not a curated record. The transcript is spliced from 15 exons. Gene Ontology annotation, biological process: attachment of mitotic spindle microtubules to kinetochore.
AGUGGUGUUGGAAUGCCUCACUUGGGGAGCUCAGAAAAGGCGAAAGACCCAAGACCCUUGCAUGAUAAAGGUUACAUCCAGAGCUGUAUAAAACAGCUAAAUGAGUUUCUUGGAGAGCAUGGCUUUGCAGUGGCUCCUAAGAGUCUUCAGUGUCCAUCAAACAAAGACUUUCUGCGAAUAUUUUCUUUUAUAUGCAGCUUCCUGAUUCCAGAUGUUGAGGUACUGGACUCCAAGUUUGAUGAAGAAGUUCCCCGAAUCUUUAAAGAUCUUGGAUAUCCUUUUCCAUUCUCAAAAAGCUCAAUGUACACUGUUGGAGCACCUCAUACUUGGCCACAGAUGGUGGUAGCCUUGGUAUGGUUGGUUGAUUGCAUUAACGUAUAUCAUAUUGCUAAUGACGAUGAGUCUGUAGCAUUUUCAGAUGAAAUGGAUAGUGAGGAAACAGAAGAUGGAAUUGUGUUCAAUAAGCUGUUUCUGUCAUACACAUCAGAGUGUUACAAUCAUUUCAUGGCUGGCGAUGACAGUUUUGAAGAACUGGAUGCAGAGCUGUUGCCAAAACUGAAGUUGCUAUUUAAUGUGAAUGAAACGCAGCUGGAAUCAUUAGCAGCAGAACAGCAGAACCUGGCAAAGGAAGUUGAGCGACUUGAGAGGGAAAAAGAAAAUGAGCCAGAUCGUGUGAUGGCGCUAAAGAAAUCUUUGGCUUCCAUUCAACAAGAUUAUGAGAAGUAUGGGAUUUACCUUGCAGAAGUGGAAUCUCGUAUUAAUCAUGUGGAACAGCGAGUAAGUUCUACUCAAGAAGAAUUGGAGGCAGCAAUACUGGAGAGGGAUGCUGCCAAGCAGGAAAGUGCCAGACUGCUGCAGAUAUUUGAAAAGCAGAAGUUUUCUGUUGCUGAUAUCAAAAGAAUUUACCAUGAGAGACGAGAGUUACAGCAAACUGUGAACAGCAUGACUGAGAAACUUGAGGAAGCAGAGCGGCACAAGUGGAAUGAGGAGAUUAAGUUUGCUAAGAUUAAAGAGCUGAUUGAAACAGACUGUAUGGAAUUUCAUAAGAUGGCACGUAAACUGAAGCUUAUGCCACGUACGGCUGAAAAUGCUGGUGGACUUGACUUUGAAGUAAGACUUUAUCCUGAGACGGGGCUUCCAUCUUUGCUGCAUUACAGAAGUAUGAUCAGUCCACACUUGGAUUUGCUAAUGAGUCAAGUAGAAGACGAAAUCACGAAAGCCAGCAACCUGAAAGUGGGGGAUGAAGAACUUCUAGAUCAGCUUAAAAUUUGUGUGGCAGACAAAGAUCGUGAUUUGAAACGACUUACAGAAGAAAUCAGAAAACAAGACGAAGUGAUGAAACAAAUUUUUGAGGAAACCGAACAAGAAGAGAAAGAACUGGAAAGUAAACUUCGUACGCUGGAAAAUAAGAACACAUUGCUUCAGACUGAAAUAAAUAAGGAAUAUACAGAAGCUACUAAAGAACAUCAGGCGAUAGAACAGCAGUUUCAGCAGGAGCUGUCCAGAACAACAAAAGAACUUAAGGGGAUGCUUAAUAAACUAAGCCAAUCUGUAGAUAUGGCAUCAACAAGUAUGUCACAGACAGAGAGAUAUUUAGAGGAACAAUGUGCAAAGAUCAGUAAAGCAUAUGAAGAGCUGACUAAAGACGAUCCCUUUGGUCUGAAGGAAAUUGUCAGUUGUUUUCAGCAAGAGCUAAGCACAGACCCUCAGAAUUCAGAUGUGUAAAUUCGCCUUUUAUUUACUUGUGUAAAUAAUGUCAUCUGACCCAACUUGAAAGCUUGUUACAGUGGAGUAACUGUUUGGAAUUUUCUCAUCUUGUAGUUCCACCUAGUGAAAGUUCUGAAAUUUUUUUUGGAUCCCAUACUUGGAGAUCUAUUCUACUCCUGAUGGUGGCCUUCUGACAUCACAUGAUAGCACAGAAGGGUGUUUUAUUUUAUCUUCUGCAUAGCUUGUAUCUCAGUCCUUGUGUAAAAUGUCUGUGUUUAAUGCCAGGAUCACAUCACUGUUCAGAACUGGCAUCAGGGUCCUUUUUUAAGGGUUGAAAGUUUGAGAGAGAAUCACACAGACAUGCACAAAAUGUCAGUCAACCAUUGUUAAAAGUGCUAAUGUAUUAUUACAGACAUCUGUAAGAAAAGUAUGAGAAUUUCAAGGCCUUCAUCAUGACCAAUAAGAUGAUAGCCAGCACAAGGACAUUUGUUUUCAUAGUCCCAGGAUAAUGUUAGGUGGAAUUAGGUAAGGGAUCAGGAGGCCAUGUAUCGGCCAAAGCUUUGCCUUUCAGUAUGUCCAUGAGAUGGCUUCCAUCUCUUUAUGACUAGCAAGAAAUCAAGCUCAUGCUUGUCGUGUUCAUCUGACGAGAAGGACAACAGCACCCAUGUCCCAUAUCAGCUCAUGCUGGUCAUCAGCAGAUCUUAGUAGGAAGGAUGAUUCCCUUCCUCCAUAUCCUCCUAAGGUACAGCAGCUUUCAGAACUUGACAUUUCUUGGAUACCUUAUGCAGAGCAAACCCUUGGGUCCCUUGCAACAGACUUUUGUUGAACUCAGAAUUUGUAAGGAUACAGUUGUGAUCACCCUACAGGUUACAUAAUGCUUAGUGGCUAGGGCUGAGAAGGCUACUGAGGACUAUGACAUUAUGUUGGCUGUGAAUAAGUUAUUAGUUAUUCAGUGAGAUCUCUGUGAAUCAUGGACUACACUCUUAAAAUGCACUGGUUAUCACCAUUGUUACAUUUCCCGCUGGCCUCUUGUAGUUGGAUGUUGAUUGCUGCAUGCACAGCCCGAAGUGUUUAGGCACUCCUGCUGGCAUUCAACACCCAACUGGCAUUUGUUGUUGACCUUGGGUUGCCCCUGCUGGAGGUAAAUGUAGAAGAUUAUUUCCCUCCUCUCCAGUUGCUUCUUGGAAAAGGAUUCCCUCUUUCUUGUGUCAGAGGCAGAAUAGGCUUGUAUAGGCCCUAGGGCUGAUAGCCUAGUACCAACCUAUGAACCUAUAAAAGAUAUUGAGAUUCUCACUCCCCAUAGCUCCGCUGAAUACUCCAUCCCUUAGAAGGACUGUCAGACCCAUGUUGUCAGCUAUAGACUCUUCUGUUGCCCCUUUGCCUUCAUUCCAGAAACAUUUGAAUCAUUACCUGGGGAAAGAGGAUAGGAAGCUCAGUGUCCUUCCAUGGAACCCAUCCUCAAGGAUGCUAUUCUACAGCGUGGCAUUAUCUAGAUUCAGUUCUCUCUUUUCCUAAGAAGGCAGAUAUCCUUUGUAGUCUACCACCGCAGUUGAGUGACAGCUUAACUGAGCAUCACAAGACAAGACCCCACUGUGAUGUUUUCAGUCUGUUACAAGUCCAGUAGUUCUAGUAGAUGCCAGCACCUUUCAGGCUUUCGAAAGGGUGGAUGAAUGGCUGUUCUCUGAUGUUUUUAAGGUCAAUGCAGAGCACUAAGAGUAGAGGUUUGCCUAAACUCCGUAUAGCUUUAAUCAAUCGACCAGACAUCUUUUAUGCUGUAUGACAGGUUGGCAUAAAAUUAAUUACAUAUUCCUCUAUGUAAUGAAGAGAUGGUGGUUUUGCCUGGGGCAUUGCUCUUGCCAGCUUCUCAAACUCAGUGGAAAAUAAACAUGCUCUUGGAGUCUUUCCUGGAGUUGAGAACACUAGAAACAUUUUUGGACAGGUCACCUAAGAGUGCAGCAUCCUGCUGACUUCAUGGUUAGCACACACGAGAACAUGGUCUUCACUCACUCCUGUUUUACCAAGCAGGGCAGGAAGAGAUGUCUCCCCUCAGUGGCAAAGGGCAGGAAGAGAUGUCUCCCCUUAGUGGCAAAGAGGAGUCCUAUUUAUAGCAGUCUAUUUUUUUAGCUGAUUCCCAGUCCUUCUAUCAAAAUUCUGAGAAGAAUUGGAACUCAUCCUACGAUGACAGAAAAAACAGUGUAGUUUUAGGCUUAUAGGUCCCUGGCAUUACAGGAAAGUAGAUCAGUACAAAAUAAAGAAGUCCCUUUUAUCUGGCGCUGUGACCAGCUUCAACUCAGAGCUUGGCUAUUCCUUUAAAUAUUUUGCUACCACUACACUUUCUGCAGGAACCAAAAACCUGCCACCCAUGUUAUAACAUAUCAGCAUUAUCCCUGUUAUGCAGCUGGAAGGCUGCAUAUAUGGGUUGAAGGUGUGCAUAAGGUGGAAUCUCUCACCAUUCUCCUAUUGUAAAAUGAGAAUGCCCAACUUGACAUCACCGUUCAUACUCAUUGCACCUCCCUGGUUAUGCAUUACUCUGCUCUACUCCCCUAGUACCCACUGGGAGUCGCUGGAAGAACAGUUAUCCCAACCCUUCCACAGGGAAUGAAAGCUGAUUCUCCAUUGUUUAGUGGAAUAGUAUUUAAGUCACAGAACACGGAAAAGUAUUUUGUUGAAAACUCGCUUACUCAAAAUGGUCAUUUCUGGAAUUUCAGAAUUGUGCCAAGAUGGGAUUUUUCUUCUUCUGAUAUUCCUAACAGUUACCUGCUGCAGAGGGCCUUCUAUCAGAUUAGGCGAUAUGCUGAACACAGGUUUAUUGUUUCUGUUUUCCUUUCUAUGUUUUUUCUAGACUUUGCUUUCAAAAUAAUGCAUUGUAAUUGUUUCCUGCUCUGCUGUUUAAGCAUAUUAAGUUAAUUAUAAACCAUUUUAAAACUUAGAGCAUAAUGUUUACUUAUGUAAGUUUAUUAGAAUACAUUGUGUUCAUGUAGGUAAUGUAUCAUUUUAUGUAACCUCCAUGUUUCCUUAAUUGCUUGUUGUAGUUAAAUAAAUGUAGAUGGCAAAUAAAGAUAGUGUUUUCAGGUA